AUGUCUAGUGACGUGCCUCUCCCGGAUGAUGUCGUCGCUGACAAUUUGUCUGCCACACCGCCUGUUUUCCAACUUCCACUCGAGUUGGAACGAGAAAUUUUUGUCCAUGGACGAUACUCUAUCCAAGACGACACGCAUACGGAAGCGGCCGAUUCAUAUUCGGGCCACGAAAGAUUUGCCUCGUCAGGCAUCAAACCGACUACAUCGAAUGCCUUAGAUUUGGACCACGAAGCAACACCUACGGUUGAUGCGCCAGAUGUGGCCAUGAAAGCAUUGACAUGGAGCCAUAUCUGUGGGCGAUACCGCCACGCUGCCAUUGGAGAUCCUAGACUGUGGCUCGACAUUCAAAUCAAGCCCGGUCAUCUCGACGUGGCGAAGAGCUUCGUCGGGUGGUCGAACGAUCAGGCCAUUCGCAUCCGCAUUCUCCGUAUCCUCGAUUUCAGCGACCCAGACCUAGACCAGCUACAAUCAAUUUUAAUUUCCCACUCCAAACGAAUUUGCACCCUAGCGCUGGAUAUCAACCACCCGGCCCCGACAUCAAACCCUACGUGGAUCGAUGCGCCUUCCUGCGUAUUUGCGACUCCUUUUCCAGGUCUCAAUCGCCUGGAGUUGACUUCCGACGAAGGCUGUGAAACCUGGCUUUUCCACUUGAUCGAUGCCGCUUCGGAGUUGUUUAGGCAGCUAAAGGCCUUAAUCAUUCGGACCCAUUGGAGAGGAGGCGUGUUGCCACCACCGGAUCCUACUCGGCAGCCGGUAAGGUUGAACAAUCUGGAGACCCUUGAGAUAACAACAACAGCGACGGCGUUCAGCACAAAUCUGUUGCACGCGUUCUUCUGUCCCUCUUCUGCCACGAUUCGCCUAACGUACAUCGGCCACGCUUCAUCUCAGGGCUCACCGGGUACCGAAACAGUCUCCUUCCGUUUCUCCGGGACCCAUUCCCCUGCACUCACAAGGGUUGUGUUAGAUGUACGCACAGCCACACUUGAUUCAGUCUCGUCCCAUUUUCGGCAUGAGUUUCAGCGCAGUGGACAAGAUUUCGGCGAGGUAGUUGCAGAAGCAACAGCGGUGUAUUUCGAGAAUGCCCGAGACUUGAACAUUACCCUAUUCAGUGGAGUCGAGUUCGAUGAACAGAUCUGGACGCAAUUGCUGCGGCCGAUGGAUUGGACCGCGAAGUUUCGCUCUCUCAGCCUAAACAAAGUUCGCCGUCCGUCACAGGGCUCUUGGCGGUGGAUCGCAGUCCCCUCAACUGCGGACGAUCUACAGCUCGUCAAUGUACCUGUAGUGAACCUUGGAGGUGCAAUGGCAGCUUAG
Sparassis crispa is the source of this 1311-nucleotide messenger RNA. RefSeq lists its product as hypothetical. Lineage: Eukaryota; Fungi; Basidiomycota; Agaricomycetes; Polyporales; Sparassidaceae. The record is from RefSeq and is a predicted model, not a curated record. Bases 1 to 1311 code for a protein of 436 amino acids. The transcript has a single exon.